UCCCAGAAGGGAGCUGCUGUCUGAGAAGGAAGCCGCAUCCUCGCUGCCAGCCAUAAGAGAAGGGGGAUCGCUCUGGGCUCCCGACGGACCCUCCCCAGGGACCCGCCUGCCCCCCGCCGCCCCGCCCCGCCGGGCGCUCCGCAUCAGGUUCCCCAGCCGCAGCCUUACCUGCCGGCUCCCGACUCCCCAGGGCUUGCAGAAGAUGCUCAGGCCACCGGCGGGGACCUCGAGGUCGCAGUGAGGGGGCAUCCGGCCCCCCAUUCAGCUCCCCUCCUCCUGUGCUAGGGCCUCCCCAGGGGGGCGAGCAUGGUGGUUUUCCCUUGGAGCCUCCUGGCUUGGGACGUCUGAGAAGAUGCCUGCCAUGAGGCUGUUCACUUGCUUCCUGCAGCUCCUGGCUGGGCUGGCGCUGCCUGCUGUGCCCCCCCAGCAGUGGGCCUUGUCUGCUGGGAACGGCUCGUCAGAGGUGGAAGUGGUGCCCUUCCAUGAAGUGUGGGGCCGCAGCUACUGCCGGACGCUGGAGAGGUUGGUGGACAUUGUGUCUGAGUACCCCAGCGAGGUGGAGCACAUGUUCAGCCCAUCCUGCGUCUCGCUGCUGCGCUGCACUGGCUGCUGUGGUGAUGAGAACCUGCACUGUGCGCCCGUGGAGACGGUCAACGUCACCAUGCAGCUCUUGAAGAUCCGCUCUGGGGACCGGCCCUCCUACGUGGAGCUGACCUUCUCUCAGCACGUGCGCUGCGAGUGCAGGCCUCUUCGCGAGAAGAUGAAGCCAGAAAGGAGGAGACCCAAGGGCAGGGGGAAGAGGAAGAGAGAGAAGCAGAGACCCACAGACUGCCACCUGUGCGGCGAUAUUGUUCCCCGGAGGUAACCAGCCCCUCGGAGGAGAGAGAGACCCCACACCCGGCUCGUGUAUUUAUUACCGUCACAUUCUUGGUCACCUCCCUGCUGGCACCUGCCCUCUAUUUAUUAGCCAAUUGUAUCCCUGCUGAAUGACUCGCCCCCUCCGAGAUGAGGGGCAGGGAGGGACAGGACCCUCAGGAAUUCAGUGCCUUAAACAGAACGUGAGAGAAGGAAAGAAGGCAGCCACAGACCCGUGUGUGCCUCAGCUUGGGAAGAAGCAGGACAUGUGGCUUUGUGAGGGGCAAGCCAGGCCCCAGGGGCCCUGGGGGUCUGCAGGGGGCUGGCGAGGGAAGGGGAGAGGGACCCACUGCCACUACUGGUCCUUGGGCUCUGCUCCGACAGGCGGCCUUUGUUUUGGGAGCUCCUGCCCAGAGUGGGGUUGGAGGGGCCUGCUCAGGCCACCACAGUCCAGCUGGGCACAAAGGCAGGCGGGGUGCGGGGGGUCCCACUGCUUCCUCCUGGCAGCAGCUCCGCACCCUGGAGAUCAGAACGUUCAGCUCUGGAGAACAGUGGUUGCCUGGGGGCCUUUGCCACUCCUUGUCCCCUAUGGUCUCUCCUCAUAUCUUACCACUGCUUGUACUGGGACAUUGUUCUUUGUGGCCAAGGCGUCACCAUCCUGCCCCUCUCAGGGACACAGGCCAAGAGUGGGCCCCAGGCUGGACAGGGAGCAAGCUGCCCCUGCGUAGCUGUCUGACUGCCAAGCCAGAUUCUCUUGAAUAAACUAUUCUAGUCUGGAAA
This is a messenger RNA of Equus caballus (horse), 1635 nucleotides long. RefSeq names its product placental growth factor (gene PGF). The record is from RefSeq and is a predicted model, not a curated record. Gene Ontology annotation, biological process: induction of positive chemotaxis; vascular endothelial growth factor receptor signaling pathway; sprouting angiogenesis. Gene Ontology annotation, molecular function: vascular endothelial growth factor receptor binding; growth factor activity; chemoattractant activity. Lineage: Eukaryota; Metazoa; Chordata; Mammalia; Perissodactyla; Equidae. Gene Ontology annotation, cellular component: membrane.